This is a messenger RNA of Linepithema humile (Argentine ant), 2416 nucleotides long. Lineage: Eukaryota; Metazoa; Arthropoda; Insecta; Hymenoptera; Formicidae. The record is from RefSeq and is a predicted model, not a curated record.
UACCCAUCAAAAAUUAAAAUACUGUCAAUCGACGGUGACGUCUAACUUGAGCCGCUUAUAAAAUAACAUUUUUAACGUUCGUAAAAAAUUCGCGAGAUUGCGUUAAUUUCGCGAUCGCGGAAAAUGAUUCUGGCGGAUACAGCUGUAGCUGCGCGUUUACGCACGGAUGAGCGGAGCGUCAUUAUGACGGUACACGGUCGCUCGAGGAUUUCACGAUGGUGUCAAUGCUCACUGUGCUAUCGCAGAACCGGUCGUUAUAGAUCAUUCCCCUUAGGCACGACGACACUUCGAUCAAUCGAUCGUUUUACGCUCCAAGGAGUUUCCGCGAAGGCUCGGAUGAAGCGCUCGGAUAACCGGCCGCGAUGCAGAAACGUGUUGAGUGCCGAACAAGCCGCACGAAGCUUAGAAUACGCGGCUUUGGAGUACAGUUUUGUAUAGGGUAGAGAGUUGGAGCUUCUCUUAAUUUUAUCAUUAUAAAAAUUAAUUGUAUCACGCAUGCUAAAGUAAUAUGUUGAUUAAAAAAUUUGAACCACGCGAUAAACUCAAUGCAUUAUCAUAGCAAAUUGUUGGUUAACUGUAAUUAAUUGCAUUCAAUACUAUUUUGCUAAAGUUAUUCUUUAACUUUCUCUCAAAUUGCAGAUUCUAAGAUGAUGUCCUUCAUGGGAAAGUUGCUGUUUUCCCUUCCUGUGUUCCUGGCUCUUCUGGCGUACGGAUCAACUGAUCAAAAGCCAAGGCUGGUGUGUUACUUCAGCAAUUGGGCUAUAUAUCGUCCGGACGUAGGCAGCUAUGGCAUCGACGACAUUCCCGCUGAAAUGUGCACGCACGUUAUCUACUCCUUCAUCGGCGUGAGCAACGUUACUUGGGACGUGCUCAUUCUCGACGAGGAGCUCGACGUCCAGAAGGGCGGCUUCAACAAGUUCGUCGCUCUAAAAGAAAAGUAUCCGCACUUGAAGACUCAGAUCGCUAUCGGCGGUUGGGCCGAAGGCGGCAGAAAAUACAGCGCAAUGGUCAGCUCGAAACCCAGACGUGACUCACUCAUCAGCGGCAUCGUCGCUUUCAUGAAUCAGUACGGAUUCGACGGCUUCGAUCUUGAUUGGGAAUAUCCGGCUGCUACGGAUAGAGGCGGCACUUUUAGCGACAAGAACAACUUCUUCUACUUCGUCGAAGAGCUGAGGACCGCGUUCGACAAGGCAGGCAAAGGCUGGGAGAUCACUAUGGCGGUGCCGAUGGCCACGUUUCGUCUUAACGAGGGAUACCACGUACCAGAAUUAUGCGAGCUUAUUGAUGCCAUCCACGUGAUGUCUUACGAUCUUCGUGGCAACUGGGGUGGAUUCGCCGACGUCCAUAGUCCACUUUACAGAAGACCUCACGAUCAGUACGCCUAUGAAAAAUUGAAUGUGCACGAUGGUCUCCAAUUGUGGGAAGACAAGGGUUGCCCCGCCAACAAGCUCGUCGUAGGAAUCCCGCUGUACGGACGCACCUUCACCCUCAGCCAGGGCAACAAGGACUACAAACCCGGAACUUAUAUCAACAAAGAAGCCGGUGGCGGUGCGCCCGGCAAGUACACCGCAGCUAAAGGAUUCUUGGCUUACUACGAAAUCUGUAUGGAACUUAUGAAACCGGACAACGGAUGGACCAAGGCAUACGACGACAAAGGCUUGGUGCCCUACAUGUACAAAGACACUCAAUGGGUCGGCUACGAGGAUGCUGAUAGCAUCGUCCACAAGAUGAACUUCCUGAAGGAAAAGAAAUAUCUCGGUGCCAUGGUCUGGGCCGUCGACAUGGACGAUUUCAGAGGACUUUGCGGUCCUGCGAAUCCUCUCAUGACUACUAUCUACGAAGGCCUGAAGGGUUACACAGUCACAGAGAAAAAUUACAAAACCACACCCAGACCCGAAUGGGACAGGCCGCCUAGCACUCCAUCCUCCACGGGUGAAGAGAAACCAAAACCGACAUCGAGACCCGAACCCGAGCCGACCAAGAGACCCGGAGAAUCUACCGAGCCACCUCGUCCUACCUCGAAACCAGUCGAUGACGACGAAGUGAGCUGCAACGGACCGAACAUCAUCCCCAGCAAGGAUUGUCGAACAUACUACGUUUGCAAUCACGGUAAACCAAUUAAGACGCAAUGCGCGCCCGGUUUGAUCUUCAAUAGCUCCAAGCUCAUCUGCGACUGGCCGGCCAACGCCGAUCGCGUGGAAUGCAGAAACGGCUGAUCUACGUGUGAUUUCGAUAUCGAUUUUACAAGCCCAGUGGUUUCCAUCAAUUCAUAUAUCUCUCGGUUCUACAAGAGAGUUCAUUACGAUAAUUUCAUAUGACGGUACGUCGUUACGUUAUUACUUGUUGUGUCGUGCGCGAGAACAUGUGCGAUGUGAAAUGAUAUCGCUGCGAGCCACAAUAAAUCAUACGCAGUUCA